GGGCUGAUCAAAGAUGGUGGCGCCCAUGGGUGCCAAAAAGAGGCGUUCAUGUCGGCGAACGGAGCAGUGUGGGGACGCGUGCGAAGUCGCCUCCGCGCCUUCCCAGAGCGUCUGGCGGCCUGCGGGGCCGAGGCCGCGGCGUACGGCAGGUGCGUGCAGGCCUCCACGGCUCCAGGCGGCCGCCUGAACAAGGACCUCUGUGCUCAAGAGUUCGAGGCUCUGCGGAGCUGUUUCGUCGCCGCGGCCAAGAAGACCCUGAAGGGAGGCUGUUAGGAAGGACCCGAACCUUGGGCUUCACGCCGGUCUGCUGCUCCUGGGACAGAGCCCUUACACAAUGGCCUAGGCAGCACAACUCAAACACUCUGGGGCCGAAGGAAGUAGGAAUGAUGAAGUUCUGAAGUUCUUGGGUGUUAGAGCCUGUGUUUCUUCUCAAUGGGGUGAGCUGUGGGCUGAGCAAGAAUAUUUUCUAAAGCUGUGUCCAUAAGGAUCUGAGUUAGAAUAAAUCGUGAUGGAACCAACGAUAAAGAAA
This is a messenger RNA of Carlito syrichta (Philippine tarsier), 529 nucleotides long. It is a transcript of the gene NDUFAF8, whose product is annotated as NADH:ubiquinone oxidoreductase complex assembly factor 8. The transcript is spliced from 3 exons. Bases 49 to 273 code for a protein of 74 amino acids. Gene Ontology annotation, cellular component: mitochondrion. Lineage: Eukaryota; Metazoa; Chordata; Mammalia; Primates; Tarsiidae. Gene Ontology annotation, biological process: mitochondrial respiratory chain complex I assembly. The record is from RefSeq and is a predicted model, not a curated record.